GCCUCCAGCCGGGGAGACCCUCAUCCCUGGCUGUCCCCCAACUGCGCGUCCCCAUCCCACACCCGCGGCCGAGCCACCACUAGUGUGGCGGUAUCUGCUUGGAGGAAGAACCUUGACCUGUCUCCCAGCCCCUCUCUACAGCCUCUUUGCAUCUCGGAUUUCGGGGCAGUCCCCUCCCCCACCUCUCCUUGCCUCUUUGCACCCCGAGUUUUUCUGCGUUUCGCUAGGGUUUUGCAGCCAUCUAUUUUUGCAUCUCUUUUUGUUUUGUUUCUAGGAGGUUAAGGGCGAGUGAAGCUGCAUUCACACCCCUUCCUCUUUUUAUCCUUCCCUGCUCUGACGACCCCCUUUUCAUCGCAAUAGGGGGGCCUAGGAUCGGUGCAUCCACGCCGCGCUUCUGGCAAGCCGCAGCGCGUGGCCGUGCACCCGGGAAUUUGCAGCAGCUGCAUAUCUGAAGAGGGUCUCUUUCGUCCCGGCUGCCCUUGCUCCCGACGCGUUUCGGUGCGGGAGGGGAAGGCUUCAGUGCACGGAACCUCAGCUUCUCCGUAGCCCCCAGCCCUGUGCGGGAUUCGUCACCCUCCGCCGAGAUGGCCAUCCAGAAAGAGAAGAAGAGCUGCGGGCAGGUGGUUGAGGAGUGGAAGGAGUUCGUGUGGAACCCGAGGACGCACCAGUUCAUGGGCCGUACAGGGACCAGCUGGGCUUUUAUCCUCCUCUUCUACCUUGUCUUCUAUGGCUUCCUCACGGCCAUGUUCACCCUCACAAUGUGGGUGAUGCUGCAGACUGUCUCUGACCAUAUCCCCAAGUACCAGGACCGGCUGGCCACACCAGGUUUGAUGAUUCGUCCCAAGACUGAGAAUCUUGAUGUCAUUGUCAACAUUAGUGACACUGAAAGCUGGGACCAGCAUGUUCAGAAGCUCAAUAAGUUCUUGGAGCCUUACAAUGACUCCAUCCAAGCCCAAAAGAAUGAUGUCUGCCGCCCUGGGCGCUAUUAUGAACAGCCAGAUAAUGGAGUCCUAAACUACCCGAAGCGUGCCUGCCAGUUCAACCGGACCCAGCUGGGUGACUGCUCUGGCAUCGGGGACCCCACUCAUUAUGGUUACAGCACUGGGCAGCCCUGUGUCUUCAUCAAGAUGAACCGGGUCAUCAACUUCUACGCAGGAGCAAACCAGAGCAUGAAUGUUACCUGUGUGGGGAAGCGAGAUGAAGAUGCUGAGAAUCUGGGAAGCUUUGUUAUGUUCCCUGCUAAUGGCAACAUUGACCUCAUGUACUUCCCCUACUAUGGCAAAAAGUUCCACGUGAACUACACACAGCCCCUGGUGGCUGUGAAGUUCCUGAAUGUGACCCCAAAUGUGGAGGUGAAUGUGGAAUGCCGCAUCAAUGCCGCCAACAUUGCCACGGACGAUGAGCGAGACAAGUUCGCUGGCCGUGUGGCCUUCAAACUCCGCAUCAACAAAACCUGAGGCCCCUUCCUCCUGCCCCCACCUCUUUCCUAUGGAUGCUUCUGGAAUGUCCCUGACCCUGCCUGAUCCCUCCCUCACCCACCCCAAAGGUAUUUUUUUAUAACAGAGCUAUGACUUGUCUGAACCUCAUGCCCUUUUCCUUCUGAACUCAGCGUGAUGUCCAUUGUGAUUCCCCACCUUCGCACCUUUUCCACUACCUUCUCCAGACCCUAGCUCAGUCAGACAGGGAGAUGGGAUCCCAAGAGGGUCACAUAGGAGCCAUUCUGGUUCUGGUUUAGCUGUGAGUGGGGUGUCCCUACAGCUACCCUUCUAUUCCGAGAGGACAGCUAUAGAAAACCCCCGCCCACCCACCUACACACACAUAUACAAUCUCAUUUCAUCCCUUAGCUUCCAGAAGGGACUGUGGAAGCACAGCCACCGUCACCUUUCUCUAUCUCCCACACUUUCUCCCUCAUCUACGCAGUUGCUGUCUUGGUGGCUUUUGACUUAUCUGGCUCCUCUGGGAGGUCUUUCCCCACCUCCUCUCCCUCCCCAUUCUCUCCUCAGGACAAGUGGUUCUGUGGCCUUUUUUUUUUUUACCCCUGGCACAUUCCACUUCUCAUCCUAAGGUGACUAUGUGAGCCAGGAGUGAGGGUCUGGAAGAGAAGUCCCUACUGGUUCUUGCAAAGUCUCUUCCUGGUCUGCCCUGUCACCCAAGGUGACAGAGAAGAGCUGACCUAGGCUCAAUAUCCACUUUGUUUUUGCCAAUGGCUCCCUUCCCCGUCUGCUUUCCCAGAAUAUCCUUCAAGUUCCACUUCUCAGGAGCCCCGGGGGAGGGGCAGCCAUUUUGGAUCAGUCCCCAGUGGCCGCCUUGGAAACAUCAGCCGGCUGUGGGACUAUUCCACCUCCUUCCCCGGGCUCAGAUCUGCCCCCACCAUCCUCUCACUGGCUUCUCUUAGCAAUUUAUCAACUAAUCACUAACUUCUUCCCUUUCCUCCACACGUUAGCCUGAAAGUUGCAAAUACCCUUUCAAUCUAGGCUCUGAAUAUCCAGGCUCCGUCUCCUUCAGAUCCUUUGAAUUUUUAAACAACCCCCUAAAGCCCAUAGAAUUAUAAAAGAGGGACCUCCUGUAUGCUCAAGUUACAGAGGCAUUUUAACUCUUUCUCCUCCAGUGCCCUUCACUUCCUCACCUCUCUAAUCUCUCUUUUCUUUUAUGAUGCUGCUGCCUCCACACCCUACCCACAAAUGGAACUUUUCCUUUUUUUCUCUUGCUGGAACUGAGUUUCUUCUCUUUGGGUCCCUGUGUUUUCCUGCACUCUCCUCUCCCCAGUGGUCUCUCUCUGCAGUUAUUUAAUGCCUGUGUCAGAUCUACUGUAAAAAGAGGAUAAAGUACAAUAAAAUGAGAGCAAUUAUAUAUAUAAAUAUAUAUCAUACACA
Messenger RNA from Pteropus alecto (black flying fox), 2873 nucleotides. It is a transcript of the gene ATP1B2, whose product is annotated as ATPase Na+/K+ transporting subunit beta 2. Gene Ontology annotation, cellular component: sodium:potassium-exchanging ATPase complex. Gene Ontology annotation, molecular function: ATPase activator activity. Lineage: Eukaryota; Metazoa; Chordata; Mammalia; Chiroptera; Pteropodidae. The record is from RefSeq and is a predicted model, not a curated record. Bases 585 to 1457 code for a protein of 290 amino acids. The transcript has 7 exons. Gene Ontology annotation, biological process: intracellular potassium ion homeostasis; sodium ion export across plasma membrane; potassium ion import across plasma membrane.